Colletotrichum godetiae is the source of this 376-nucleotide messenger RNA. RefSeq lists its product as uncharacterized. The coding region runs from base 16 to 318 and encodes 100 amino acids. The transcript has a single exon. The record is from RefSeq and is a predicted model, not a curated record. NCBI's taxonomy places the organism in Eukaryota, Fungi, Ascomycota, Sordariomycetes, Glomerellales, Glomerellaceae.
CACCAACGUAACGACAUGAAGGAACGCGAAUUCCUCGGAUCAACCAGGCAGGUCAUCAGCCUCUUGCUGAGUCACUUGUACGCGCUUGAGCCCUCCAUCUCGAGCGAGCCCACGUACGGCCCCUUACGUUACUGUGAGAGCAUCAACACCAUCAACACCAUUAAUGACAACGACAACAGUAAAAACGAUCGUUUGGAUGAUGCACGCUUGAUACAGGCGAAUCAUGUCAAGCAGUACCUUAAGACCGCCCUCAAAGAUCGCUUCAAUAGCAGGUUAUGGCUUACAAUCCAAACUCACAUCAGUAAUAACGUGGACUAGAAUAGCAGCGAAUUUGAACAAAACUGGAUCGCUUUAGUUCUUCUACAUCAAAACGGUC